Penaeus vannamei (Pacific white shrimp) is the source of this 1010-nucleotide messenger RNA. RefSeq names its product GILT-like protein 1. Gene Ontology annotation, molecular function: oxidoreductase activity, acting on a sulfur group of donors, disulfide as acceptor. The record is from RefSeq and is a predicted model, not a curated record. NCBI's taxonomy places the organism in Eukaryota, Metazoa, Arthropoda, Malacostraca, Decapoda, Penaeidae.
UCCUUUACGCGAAUAACAGAUCAUUAAGAAAGACAAGAUUUAAGAUGAAAGAUAUUCUGUACCGCUCUCUUGUGAUAUAACAAUAUCCUCCUAAAAUAAAUGAAGAAAGAAGAAGAAGAAGAAGAAGGAGAGAGAGAGAAAAAAAAGAUAAUAUAUAGAAAAAAGCGAAUAAUCAAGCGUAUUAUAAAUGUGAAAAGGGCGAUGUUUCCAGCGUCAACACGAUCAUUGCUUUGCGGCUCAACAUCACGCGCCCAGAGAGAGAGGUUUGGUCGCGCUCGUCGUCAUGAUCGCACGCGCCGCCCUCGCUGCUGCCCUUCUCGGCGUCGCCCUGGCCGCUGUCGCCGCGCCGCCCGUGACCAUCUCAGCGUACUUGGAGAGCCUCUGCCCCGACAGCGCCCGGUUCGUGACAGAGCAGCUUUACCCAGCGUGGCUUCACCUGCGGGAGAUCCUCGCACUCGAUAUCAAUUUCUAUGGGAAAGCUCAGACCGCGCCGAGACCCGGAGGCUACGUGUUCGCCUGUCAGCACGGGCCCGGGGAGUGCGAGGGCAACAUGAUGCUAACAUGCGCCAAGAAACACAUCCCCGGCGAGGACAGGUACAUGGCGUUCGUGAACUGCGUCAUGAGGGAGCUGGCAGGAGUCAGGGCGGGGUAUAUGUGCGCCCAGGAGGUAGGCGUGAGCUACCAGGACAUAGCCAACUGCCUGAACAGCCUCGAAGGAGAAAGCCUCCUGCAUCAGGUGGGCGAGAAGCAGAGGAGGCUCAACGUCUCCAUCUCCUACGUGCCCCUGAUUUUCGUUAAUAAAGAUUUACUAAACGAAGUCGAGACCAAUCUUGGGAACCAGGUGUGCGAGGCCUACCGUGGGCUCAAGCCAGCCAACUGCUCCUUGUAUGGCUUUUCUCUACAGACAAUAUGCAAAUGAUGCAAGGUGUAUGGUGUCUGUGGGCCGCAUGGUAUCCGCGGUUUGAUUGGAUAAUGUUGAAUAUCAACAAGAAUAUAAAAUUUGUACCGAG